Scophthalmus maximus (turbot) is the source of this 4680-nucleotide messenger RNA. RefSeq names its product axin-2. The record is from RefSeq and is a predicted model, not a curated record. Gene Ontology annotation, biological process: negative regulation of canonical Wnt signaling pathway. The transcript is spliced from 11 exons. NCBI's taxonomy places the organism in Eukaryota, Metazoa, Chordata, Actinopteri, Pleuronectiformes, Scophthalmidae. The coding region runs from base 1032 to 3413 and encodes 793 amino acids.
UAAAACUAUAUUUUAGUCCUAUACAUUCUAUAUGAUCACUCCCCUCCCUCUGGUGAUUGUGUAACAAUCAAUUGGUGACAUACAGACAAAGUCCCCGAUCAAUAACCAACACAUUAAAGAAACAUCUUGCUGUACAACAGGAGACACACAUUCACCAAAAUAAACUGUAAUCAUAUCAUUACGGCCUCUCCUCAGCUGGGUGGACACACUUAACUCACUGCUGUCACUUGGAAAUGCCACAGGCGGCAAUAGCAAUCCUAUAUGGCUUUUGUUUGCUUAGUGUUUCUGUCGGGACCGUGCGUAGUAACAGACUGUACGCGCAACGCCAUUGGCGCGGCGGAUCAGUGACUUCUGACGCGCCGCCGCCUCGGGGAGUCGGCUCUGGAUCGCCUGUGUUUGAUAAGGUCCUGGCACACGAGUGAAUCUUUUCCCCGUCUCGAAAAGUUUACCGAACACAUUUGCACGUCUGAGCGCAGCGGCUUGCAGUCGCGGAGCGGUCCGAACGAGGACACACGUUGCAACGCGUGACCCGUUUCCGCUCCUUCGUAGUUUUCGGCUUUGUUGUGUUCCAUGGCUCCGGUCGCCGCGGCGUUUUUUUUUAUGUACCUUCCGGGACCAGAGCGGCGGUCCUUCACUUUGAAGUCCACAGUUAAACCCUCGGCACAGUCGGUUGAGGAACAGCCCGGAGGAUUCCUGCCGCCUGCCGCAGCUCCCUGAAACACCACCCGGGGAGAGGAGUCAAGAGGGAGGAACGCUCCCCUUCUUUGCAUUCUGCGGCCGCAUUGACACCGUCCGACGCGACCGGACAUCGCGGGAGGGCGAGCAGCGCCGGGGCGGUUUGGACCCGCCGCCUGUUGUGUCGGGACUGUACUUUACUUUUCACGUUUUCUGAUCGGCGAGGCUGCGCGGGCACGCGGAUGAGUGAAGAGGAGCUGAGACGCUCCCCCGCUGCUUUCAGAGAGUGAGGAGGAUUAGGCUGGAGCUCAGUGGAGGCACGACGGCACUCGCACACGGCGCACGGAGCUGGAGCCAUGAGCAGGGCGCUUGCGGAGCACAUCAGCAGUAGCUUCCGAGAAGAUGCUCCUCGUCCUCCGGUGCCGGGGGAGGAGGGAGAGGCGUCAUGCUACAACCCCAGCAGAUCUGCCAGAAUGAGAGCCCAGAGCAAGGUUAAAGACGCCGCCGCCGCCGCCGCGCCUCCCGGCUCCACACCGCGGAGGAACGAGGAUGGACUCGGGGAGCCGGAGGGCAGCGCGUCCCCGGACUCGCCCUUAGUCCGGUGGACAAAGUCCCUGCACUUUCUCCUGGGCGACCAAGACGGCGCGCACCUCUUCAGGACCUUUUUGGAGCGGGAGAAUUGCGUGGACACUUUGGACUUUUGGUUCGCCUGCAACGGCUUCAGGCAGAUGGACUUGAAGGAUACCAAAACGCUGCGAGUUGCCAAAGUUAUUUUCAAGCGGUACAUCGAGAACAACAGCAUUGUCGCCAAGCAGCUGAAACCCGCCACCAAGACCUUCAUAAGGGAUAGUAUUAAGAAACAGCAGAUAGACUCUGCCAUGUUCGACCAGGCGCAGACGGAAAUCCAGUCCAACAUGGAAGAGAACGCGUACCAGAUGUUUCUGACCUCUGACAUAUACCUCGAGUACGUGCGCACCGGCUGCGAGAACGCGGCGUACAUGAACCACGGCGGUCUCGGCAGUCUGAAGCUGAUGUGCGGAUAUCUCCCCCCUCUCAUGGAGGAAGAGGAAUGGAGUUGUACUGACCUGAAGGCGAAAACGUUAGGGUCUGUGGUUGGACUGUCUGCGAAAACCCUGAGGGCCACUGCUACCAUCCGGACAGCGGCUGAAGUCCUGGAGAACAGUUGCAGGUCCCACCGUCGAGGAGACCCUGCCAGCCCCUACUUUGUCAACUCCGGCUACAUUUUUGCCCCUGCCACCAGUGCCAACGAUAGUGAGAUCUCCAGCGAUGCAACGACAGAUGACUCCAUGUCCAUGACAGACAGUAGUGUAGAUGGAAUCCCUCCAUACAAGCUGGGCACCAAGAAACAUCUCCAGAGAGAGAUACAUCGCAGUGUCAAGAUCAAUGGCCAGGUUACGCUACCCCACUUUCCUAGGACAUACCGGCUGCCCAAGGAGAUGACCCCUGUUGAGCCCUCAUCCUUUGCUGCCCAGCUCAUAGCCAGACUGGAAAAGCUGAAGAGAGAGCAGGACACCAUGAGCUCAUUGGAGGAGAGGCUGCAGCAGAUCCAGGAGGAGGAGGAAAGAGAGGAGAGCAGCGACCUCGCCAGCAACAACUCCCUCCAUAACCCUCUGCUCCCAUCCGGCACUCAAUGUGAGGAAGAUCCCCAGGCUAUUCUAGACGAGCACCUAUCCCGUGUCCUGAAGACACCUGGCUGCCAGUCACCAGGUGUCGUUCGGCACUCACCGCGCUCACGCUCCCCAGAUCGAACGGGUGCUAUAGUGUCUUCUGGUCAAGCGCCCUUCUUUGGUGCUUAUCCUGGGGCCGCCAAGGUUCUGAUGACGGGGAGACAGUCCACGAAGCACAUCCACCAUCACUACAUCCACCAUCACCAUGCUGGGCCGAAGACCAAGGAGCAGAUUGAGGCUGAGGCGGCUCAGCGCGUGCAGUGCCUCUGCCCUCCAGGGGGCGCCAAUUAUUCUGACUUCACCGCUGCUCGCUGCAGCACUUUGUCCAAACGGCCAUUCAAGGCCACAGAUGAAGGCUUGUCCUCGCCACGCCUUCCCCUAGAUGCCACUGAUCGUUCUCAGAAUGUUUGGCAGUGGAUCCUAGAGAGUGAGAGGCAGGGCAAGCACAAGCCACACAGCACUCAAGGCCUGAAGAAGUCCAGCCCACUUGAUUCCAAGACCCUGCCCGGUCGGACUCACUUCUCUUGGGGCGGAGGCGGCAUCGGCAGUGGGACUCACCUCCGUGGUCACCACCCUGGCCACCCAUUCAUCCAGGACCCAGCCAUGCCACCUCUGCCCCCACCCAACACCCUGGCACAGCUAGAGGAGGCCUGCCGCCGACUAGAAGAGGUCUCCAAGCCGCCAAAACAGAGGCAUUCAACAGCAGCCAGCAGCCUUCAGCGAGACAGGAACCAUCCAGCAGCUGCCUUCCCCACAGGAGACAGCCCCCUAGCCAGUUCUGGACUCCAAGCAGACGAGUCUAAGGAACUAGUGGUCACUUACUUCUUCUGUGGUGAGGAGAUUCCUUAUCGCAGUAUGAUGAAGACCCACUGCCUCACCCUGGGACACUUCAAGGAGCAGCUUAGCAAGAAAGGCAACUACCGGUACUAUUUCAAGAAGGCAAGCGAUGAGUUUGAGUGUGGUGCCGUGUUCGAGGAGGUGUGGGAGGACGCCACCGUGUUGCCCAUGUAUGAGGGCAAGGUCCUGGGCAAGGUGGAAAGGAUGGACUAAAAUCCACUUUGUUGCCGACAAACCUUCCCUCUCCAACCAAAAGCUAAAACUGUCCCUUAAAAAACAAGAGCAAGAGACUCUAUGUAAUUAACAAAAAACACUUUGGACUCCAUUUUUUUUUGUGUGUUUUUCUAUUUCUUAAUAUUAAGCUAAACAGAGUUAAUAUAUCCAGCACAAGAGGAGUGAUUGAAGGAAGAUGAGCCAAUGAAGUAUACCGAAUGCAGAGGAGGUGCCGCACCUCCCCAAAUUUCUCAACCAAUCAGCCUUAGAAACACAAGGGAAUGACGCGACAGACUUUUAAAGGCCAAUACGAGGAGGAUGGCGAUGAUGAUUGGAGGCCAGUGGGGGGGGGGGACCCCACCUCUUCUUGAAUAUAACCACUGAAGAUGUAGAUGACUGUUUUGUUGAGACGUGAUGAGAGGCUGACGGUGCAGUCUCACCGGCCUCCAACCUGCUCUUAACGUUACACUCCAACAUCGUCACAAAAAUGUCUGUACGUGUGCAUAUACAUACAUGAAUAUAUGUAUAUAUACAUGUAUUAUAUAUAGAGAUGCUUUUUGUCAUGAGUUGAAAGUUUUUAUUAAGUAUUUAUUGAAAAAAAAAAAACACUCCUUCCCUCUUAAACCUUCAUUCCUCCCCCUCCCUAUUUCCAGCCAAUGGGCAAGCUGCUUUGAAUGUUGGGAGAAUCCUGUGGUGAUAUUGUUUUAGUGUGUGUUUUUGUUUUGUUUUUACGUUACUCAAAGGAUGUGACACUAGCCUAGCACCUCCCAUAGCCUUGUAGCCCCGCCUGACCCAAACUAACGACCUUAGCAGUGGUCUUGUCUGCGGCGCUCUCCCUCCACUAUACUUAUGGGCAAUCCCAGUCUUAAAUGCUGCUGAUAGUUUGUAAUUUUACGUUUGUCACACUCGGUUUCCGUUCCGUUGUCGUCCCCCCCCCCCCUCUUUUUUUCUCUUUCUCUCAAUCCAGUGACAGCUCAAUCUUUUUUGUUGUGCCUUUGUUUGUAAACCAGGCAAUGCACAGGGGGGUGUGUGGGGUGGAUGGGCGGGAUGAAUAUAGUUACAGAUUCACACAGAGGAGACCUGGAGCACAAGUUGUACCAUCUAAUAAUGGCAGUGUUUACAGCCCGCACACCAAAUAACUUGCGCUAACAAGACCCAUCCUGGGUCACUGAGAGCGACCUCUCACGGAAGUCAGCUAGCGUGUCAAAAAAAUUACACACAAAAAAGGAAAAAAAAAAAAUUGAACCUUGAAGAAUUAUGGCUCCAA